Molecule: messenger RNA, 477 nt
Organism: Fragaria vesca subsp. vesca
Lineage: Eukaryota; Viridiplantae; Streptophyta; Magnoliopsida; Rosales; Rosaceae
Product: ocs element-binding factor 1-like
Exons: 1
Coding region: 1-477 (158 amino acids)
Biological process (GO): positive regulation of DNA-templated transcription
Cellular component (GO): nucleus
Molecular function (GO): DNA-binding transcription factor activity; transcription cis-regulatory region binding
Source: RefSeq, a predicted model, not a curated record
AUGAUGAGUGCUGCAUGUACUUCCUCGCCGUUGUUCUUCACCGGCGCCGACGAGCCGGUCCAGUUCCAAUGCCCGAUCCAAGAGACCGAGCUGAUAGAGGAGCUCCUGUCCCUGCUGCAAGAAGGAAACUCAAAAUCGACCUCGGCAAGUCCGAACUCCGGUUCGGAUGGCUCGAACCGGGGGGUGUACUCGGUGGACGAGAGAAAGAGGAGGCGCAUGACCUCGAACCGGGAGUCGGCGAGGCGGUCCAGGGGGAGAAAGAAGAGGCAUUUGGAGGACUUGACGGAGGAGGCGAACCGGUUGAAAAUGGAGAACCGGGAGCUGAAGAACCGGUUAGGGUUUGUUGCUGAGAAGUGUCACGUAACGUGGAGAGAAAAUGAGCGGUUGGAAGCUGAAUCCCUAGCUCUGUGGGCUAGACUUUCCCAUCUGAACCGGGUUUUAUUUGCCAUGCAGACGCUGCAGCAGUCACAAUAUUAA